Colias croceus (clouded yellow) is the source of this 903-nucleotide messenger RNA. RefSeq lists its product as uncharacterized. Lineage: Eukaryota; Metazoa; Arthropoda; Insecta; Lepidoptera; Pieridae. The transcript is spliced from 2 exons. Bases 1 to 903 code for a protein of 300 amino acids. The record is from RefSeq and is a predicted model, not a curated record.
AUGGGGCCACCCAAGAAGGACUUGCACCUGUUAAGCAAUUGCGACAUCGCGCACACCUGCGAUUCCAGAGAGUGUUGCGGCAAUCAUCACCACCGCGACGCUGCAGCUGCCCCGCCGAGGACGACGAACACUCUUAGUUCCAACAUUGAACGGGAGGGACACGAAAAAUUCGAAAGCUGGCAACAAAAGUGGCGGGACGACCUCCUUGCAGCAAUUCGGGAGGUAUCCUCAUCGUUUAAAUGUGAUAUAGAAAGGUUAGAGUCGCGGUUGCUGGAGUCGGAGCAACGUAUUACUGAACUGGAGCAAGUAAUAAGUACAUCUAAAUCUUUUAAUCCGCCCGACUUGUCUCAGGAGAAUACCCAACUUCGCGCUGACCUGAAAAAUCUUCAGUCCAAGUUCGACGAUCUGGAUCAAGCUUCCCGUAACUGUAACGUGGAAAUCCAAAAUGUGCCCGAGAAAAAGACUGAAAAUCUCAUUCACCUCUCCAUUGAGAUUGGUAAAUUAAUCGGCGUGAAAAUUACUGAGACUGAUAUAAGAUCCGUACAUCGUGUGGCUCCCGGUUCUGCUAGCAAUCGUCCAAAAAAUAUUAUUCUGCAACUUUCCUCCCGAAGACUACGUGACAAUAUAAUAGCGGCGGCGCGGGCGCGCCGCACACUCACGGUCGCGGCCCUGCUCGGUACUCCAACAUCUGCCACCGCCACAGUCUCUCAAAGUGCGCGUUUCUAUAUAAAUGAACAUUUAACACUCAAGAACAAAAUGUUAUUUAGAUCUGUGAGACAACAUGCGCAAAAUAUGUCCUAUAAAUACGUGUGGGUAAAAAAUGCUUGUAUUCUUAUUAGGAAAACCGAUGAAUCUCGUGCUAUUCAUAUAAAAGAUAUUUGUGAUCUAGAUAAAAUAAAGUGA